Anopheles aquasalis is the source of this 2335-nucleotide messenger RNA. Its product is annotated as juvenile hormone esterase. NCBI's taxonomy places the organism in Eukaryota, Metazoa, Arthropoda, Insecta, Diptera, Culicidae. The record is from RefSeq and is a predicted model, not a curated record.
AGUGUUGGGGUGAUCUCUAUAAAACUUUGAAGUAUCGCAGAUCUUACCUUCAGUUGAGUCCGUAAGUUGAGUCGUUUAGCCAGUUUGUCGUUAACCUGUUCGUAAUCGUUUCCAGUUGAGAGUAGACUAGAAUGGAAUGAUUUCAAAAUACCUCUUUCAAUGGCACAAGUGAAGCUUUUCGAAGCUAGUGUUAUAUUUUGUAAAAGAAAAAACUAGAAGAUAAAACAAGCGUUUGUGGUUGUUGUCAGUGAAUUUGCGUGUUUCUCCCAGCAAGGAUUUAUUAGUGAGAUACUGUUUAAAUUGUUUUCGUUUGAACACAGACUCAAUAUGGAAAAAUAUCGGUGGUGCUUACCUGUUGUCGGUUUGAGAUUGCUGAUGGUGAUAAUAAUAUUCGGGCAGAGCAAUGCACGAACGUCGAACAAGUUAAAAGUGACCUUGCCACACGGCGGGGUGCUUAUAGGCAGAUAUUUGAAUUCUUUCAGUGGCCAUGGAAUUUUAGCCUUCUUGGGAAUUCCGUAUGCAAAACCACCGAUAGGGGAACUUCGUUUUAAGGCUCCGGAACCGUUUGGAAAAUGGUCGGGUGAACGAAUGGCGAUAGCGGAUGCUCCACUUUGUACUCAACGUGAUCCAUAUCGCCGAGAUGAGGCCAUAUCCGGCACUGAAGAUUGCCUACAACUAAACGUUUACGUACCAGAGAGUCCUCGACGACUGACAGUGUCUGAUGCUGAGCCCAACUCUGGAUUACCGGUGAUGGUUUUCUUCCAUGGUGGAGGGUGGCAGUGUGGCUCGGGCACGCGAUCGUUUUACGGGCCCGAUUUUCUGCUGGAACACGAUGUCAUCUACAUCGGAGCAAAUUUCCGACUUGGUCCUCUGGGAUUCCUCUCAACGGUGCAGGAAGACUGCCCUGGAAAUAAUGGACUUAAGGAUCAAAGUUUGGUAUUACGAUGGAUUCGAGACAAUAUAGCGGCAUUUGGCGGCAACCCACAAUUAGUAACGGUGUUUGGAGAGAGUGCAGGUGGCGCUAGCGGAACAUACCAUAUGAUGUCGCCGCUAUCGGAAGGAUUGUUCCACAGAGUAAUAUCUCAGUCCGGAGUGAAUUUGAAUGCUUGGGCCCAACCAGCUCAUCCUGGUGUAGCCCGUGCGCGUGCCCUACAGCUUGGCGAGAUGUUUAAUUGCACUCAAGGUUUCGAUGGGAUGUUCAGUGCAAUGAUCGCCUGUUUACGUGAUGUAGCUGCUGAAGAUAUCACAAAAGCAUUUUAUGAUUUUUAUGCAUGGGAUACUGAUCCUAUGAUUCCGUUUCCUCCUGUUGUAGAACCUAAUUUACCAGGUGCGUUCAUUACGAAACAUCCUCGAGAUGUUUCCGCUCCCCAUUCCUUAGGAUUACCUUGGAUGACGGGUCUUACGCUUGAUGAAGGGGCCUUGAAAAGUGCAUCCCUCAUAAAUGUACCUAGCCUUCGCCAUAGUCUUAAUGAGCAUUGGGAUCAAGCAUUGCCGAUUUCUCUGUACUAUGAUCAUCACAAUUUAACAAGGCAGCAAGAAAUUACAGAACGUAUCAACAAGUUUUAUUUCAACAAUCAGAAGCUUGUAGAGAAAACCGAGCGUAACCUCACAAAUUUAUACUCGGAUGCAUGGUUUUUAGCUGGUAUGAAUGAGUAUUUAAGAAUACGUCUGCUAAGCAAAAAAACCAACAUAACGUCUGACGCAAAUGUUGAAGUGGGGCCCACUUACGUGUAUUUAUUCGCACAGAAAGCCUCGGCAAGCUUCACUGAAAUAUUUGAAGGAGGAAAAGAUAAUUAUUAUGGAGUUUGCCAUGCUGAAGAACUGCAGUACCUGUUUCCAAUAGCAAAGGACCUGUUUGUAACAGCAGUUCCUACAACAGUAGAAUUAAAAAUUCGAAGAAUUAUUACUCAGCUAUGGGUAAAUUUUGCCAAAACAGGUAACCCAACUCCACCAAAUACAAUGGAUGAUUCUAUUCCAACAUGGCCAAAAGCAGAGGGUUUUCCCUUAACCUAUGUUCGAAUUGGGAGCAUCGAUCCUUCGACUGAACCUCUUAUCGCUGUAGAAGUAGGGUUGUUCGAAGAAAGGUCUGCAUUUUGGUCUGCGCUUCAGGCACAUCAUCCUCCAGGUUUAUUAACAAGCACAAGUCACGAUGAGCUGUAAUUUUCACUUACUUUGCAAUUAAUUAACGUAGAUAUGAGGAAUAUUAGAAUUUUUGAAAUCUACAUGAACAUGUCGGAUGAUUCAUAAUCUUUGUUUGAUUCGAUUAUAAAAAAGGUUUGAAAAUAUUUUGUACGAUUUUUCAUGAAAUAGUACAAUUGGUUUCGAAUGUAUCGUA